Ambispora gerdemannii is the source of this 120-nucleotide messenger RNA. The record is from the annotation of a GenBank genome assembly. Lineage: Eukaryota; Fungi; Glomeromycota; Glomeromycetes; Archaeosporales; Ambisporaceae.
AUGUCACCAGUAGCAUUACAAAGAAAUAGCUCUUUCAAGACAUUGCAAUGGCAGAUUGCUUUCCAAAAUGAAUAUCAACCACAUUAUCCCAUGUUAGGUCACAUGAGUAUCAUACUUUAA